AUCUCUUCCGUUUCUUUCACCUCUUCGUCCGUCCCUCCCUUCUCUUGCCAUUAUCUUCACGUUUCUAAAAUAAAGCAGAAUGUGAGCCAGGGACGGGAGAGAGAUAGAGGGGGGGGGAGGAUGGAUUUGUCUCGAACCGAGAAGGCGAGGCAAAUCUUCGAGCAGUUCGACGUCAACGGCGAUGGCGGGCUCGACCGGGAGGAGAUGGCCAACCUCGUGGCCGCCGUCAACCCCCACGUCAAGUUCACCGACGAGCAGCUAAGCGCCAUCCUCGACGAGGUCUUCCGCACCUACGCCGACUUCACCAUUCCUGGUCCCGGCCUCACCCUCGACGGCCUCCGACGCACCUACGACGACGGCACCGGCGACGUCGAUCGCGACUUCCAAGCCCUCUCCUUCCAUGCCCCCUCCUCCUCCUCCUCCUCCACUGCCGCCUCCCCCGACCCCAACCACCGCGUUGUCUCUGAGUCCACCUCCGCCAUCCUCGACGACCUCGAGAUCCUCAUCAAACGCCUCCGCUCGAAACAAAUGUCCAAGGAUGGCAAUAGCUUCGCUAGCUUCUCGGACUCCGGGUGGUCCCGGGAUCUCGGCUCCGGCGACUCCACCGAGAGGCCGGUGCUCUGGGACGAGAGCGGGCCCCACUAUGUCCUCUUCCUCAAGGAGCUUGCCGCUCUCCGCGGCCGCGCCGACACUGCUGUAUUACAGGAGGAGGCGUUCGACGGCCACAUGGCCAUUGGUCGAGCACUCUACAAGCAGCAGUUAUACCAGGAAGCUCUCGCCAGCUUCCACCGUGCCAGCGAGCUGCAGCCAACCGACGCCCGCUCCCACUUCCACGCUGGGAACUCCCUCUGCGCCCUCCGUAAGCACGCGGAGGCUAGAGGGGAACUCUUGCUCGCUCUCGAGGCCGCCGAGGCCGGGGUGGACCGAUGGGCACAUCUCCUCCCCCAGAUCCACGUCAAUCUUGGCGUUUCCAUGGAAGGGGAGGGAAUGCUCCUUGGUGCUUGCGAGCACUACCGAGAGGCGGCCAUUCUCUGCCCCACCCAUUUCAGAGCUCUGAAGCUCCUCGGCAGCGCUCUUUUCGGCGUCGGCGAGUACCAGGAUGCCAAGAAGGCGUUGGAGGAGGCGGUCUUGUUGAGGCCGGACUACGCCGACGCCCGCUGCGAUCUCGGCUCGGUCCUGCAUGCAUUGGGGGAGGACGAGAGGGCGGUGCAGGAGUUCCAGAAGGCCAUUGAUUUGAAGCCCGGGCAUGUGGAUGCAUUGUAUAAUCUUGGAGGAUUGUUUAUGGAUUCGGGGAGGUUUGCGAGAGCCACGGAGAUGUACACCAGGGUGCUGACGAUUUGCCCCAACCACUGGCAGGCGCAGCUGAACAAGGCGGUGUCACUGCUAGGGGCUGGGGAGGCUGAGGAGGCCAGAAAGGCACUUAAGGAGGCCUUCAAGAUGACAAAGAGGGUGGAGCUCUAUGAUGCAAUUGCCCACCUCAAGAAGCUGAAGAAGAAGGACAAGAAGAAGAAGAAGAAGAAGCCACUGCCUGAUGGGAAUGGAGAUGAGUCUUUUCUCUUGGUGGAUCCUUCCAAGUUCAGGAUGGUGGGGUUGGAGUCUGUGGUGAGACAGGAUUUGGCUGAUGCACUGGAAAUCAGAGCCUUCCAAAAGCUCACAAGGUUAAGCUGCUGCAAUGUGGAUCUUUUGAAGAAGGAAUUGAAUCAGAAUGAUGUCCCUAUAUCUUAUUCUGGUAGCCGUGCUCCUGAGAAAUCUAUUCACAGGGUUGCCUUGGAAAGAAUUGUCCACAAGACGCUUCAUUUUCUCAAAGGUGAGAUGUUCGAAGAGGCGUUCAAAGCAAUCAAUGAGAAGGUUCUCUCCGUCAUGGUUGCUUCCGCCUCUGCCCGGGUGGAUUUGGGCAUGUUCUUUGCUGUUCUCGCUCCGAUCUGCUCGGGUCCUGCCGGCAAGCGGAAAAGAGUGGCCUUUGAUGCACUUUUAUGGCGGCCUAACAACGAAUACAGGGCCGAAAUCAGAAGAUGUGAUGCAGUUGCUUAUAUUAAGCUGCUGAGGGCUGUUUAUAUCCCUUCACAUGAUUCUAGUGAUAUGAUUGCAGUGCAUGGCAUGCCUGAUGUCUCAAGGAUCUCUUUCCGUGAGUUCGUCGAGAUGUUUGAUGAUCCAGACAGGGGUUUUGGCAUAUUGGACACAUUGGUGAAGCUCGAAGCUGGUGAUCGGAUUCGCCAUGGCCGGCGUACCUGUUUUAUGUGUCAGUAUCCAAUCGUAGGGUCUAUAUUUAAGGAGACACGGUAUAAUUUCAACCUCUGCAGUCGUUGCUACAGUGAAGGGAAGGUGCCAUCUAAUUUCAAGCGGGAGGAUUAUGAGUUCAAAGAGUAUGGAAACUUGACUGAAUCCGUGAGAGAUAAGUCCUUGUGUUUUAAUUUACAUCCAAAAACCUAUUAAUGUGAACUUAUGUAAUUAAAUGCUCUGCCAUUUUCAAGUGUUGAAGAUCCAAUAAUUUGCCUACAUGUGUUACACAAAGUACGCUUAUGCCUUGCAAACUAUCCAUCUACAGAAUUACAUCAUUUGUUUUCAUAGAAUGAAUGCACGUAACAUAAAAUUUUUCUUUA
Molecule: messenger RNA, 2600 nt
Organism: Elaeis guineensis (African oil palm)
Lineage: Eukaryota; Viridiplantae; Streptophyta; Magnoliopsida; Arecales; Arecaceae
Cellular component (GO): plasma membrane
Molecular function (GO): protein binding; calcium ion binding
Source: RefSeq, a predicted model, not a curated record